UUUAUAGUCAAGUCACGAAUCACAUUAAAGACUACCAUUGUCUUUCUGCCGUAUCACAUUCAGUCGAGUCUCUAAAAACUACAUACACAAACGCUGUUUGCCACUAAGUUGAGCUCUAGUCUAACACGAUUCAAAAUGGCAGAUUGCAUCACGCUAAACAAUGGACACCGAAUCCCUCAAGUAGCCCUCGGGACAUCAAGGAUUUCUCCUGAAAAGCUAGAGGUAACCAUUAAGCGAGCACUUGAUAUGGGGUACCGCCAUAUAGACACAGCGUUUUUCUACGGAAACGAGACAGUUAUUGGUAAAGCACUCCAAGAAUAUAUGGAAUCUACGAACCUUAGCCGACAGGAGGUAUUCAUCACCACAAAAUUAUUUCCAACUUAUAUGAAGGGUAGUGCCGUAGGACCGGCUCUAGACGAAAGCCUCAGGAGGCUUAGACUUGACUAUGUGGACCUCUUCCUUAUUCAUGUCCCGUGUGCAAUGAAGGAGCUGGAUUUCUACCCCGAGAAACCUACACAACCUAUGGAUUUUACAUCGGUUGAUUUAAGAGAAACAUGGAAGGCUAUGGAAGAAACAAUAUACAGGGGAAAGGCGCGUUCGAUUGGCGUGUCGAGCUUCAAUGCCAAACAACUAGACUACAUAUGUAAGACGGCACGUAUUCGACCAGCUGUCAGCCAGGUGGAGGCACAUGCCAGAUUUCCGCAGAAGAAACUCCACGAGUUUUGUAAAUCCAGGAAUAUCCUACUCGAAGCAUUUUGCCCUCUUGGUUCACCCUUCUUCAUCGGACCUAAAGAAUUAAAUAAAAUUCAAUCGAGGGAUAACUUGGUGGAACAUCCUAUUAUUAUGGAUAUUGCUGCGAAAUAUAAACGCACACCAGGGCAGAUUCUUCUUCGGAACCUUGCACAGAGAGGUAUUGUUGUGAUUCCGAAAUCCGAAAACCCACAGAGGAUGAAAGAGAACUUACAGAUUUCCUCCUUUUCUUUGAGUGAAGCGGACAUGAACCAUAUUGACGAAAUUGACAACGGAGAACGUCGAUUCGUCAUCUCGUGGUGGAAGGACCAUCCAGAAUAUCCAUUUCACGAAGAAUUUUGAAACAACAACUUAUGUAUUAUCAUCAAUACUAAAGACACUGCGGUCUCAUCCAAAGAAGACGUGCCAUUAACUAUUUAGAAUCUUUUGUGAAUCAAAACAAUUUAAGUACAAUAUGAUGCAACUUUUAUGAAGCAGUAUGACGUUCGUAUUAAAAGUAAAAUGUCGGUCCUAGAGACGUCAUCAGUUCUUGUUUUAGGUUUGUAAUUAACAAAUUAACAUAGCAAUUAUUUAAGUCUUUCCAUCUUUCUAGAGCUAAGUGUCGUAUUACGUAUCGAAUAUUCGAUUACAGUUGUCUAACAGAAAAACCCGAAAAAAAAUAAAAGGAAAAUCCGACCAGGUGCUCUGGCAGAA
Molecule: messenger RNA, 1443 nt
Organism: Pecten maximus
Lineage: Eukaryota; Metazoa; Mollusca; Bivalvia; Pectinida; Pectinidae
Product: aldo-keto reductase family 1 member C15-like
Exons: 11
Coding region: 136-1092 (318 amino acids)
Cellular component (GO): cytosol
Molecular function (GO): aldose reductase (NADPH) activity
Source: RefSeq, a predicted model, not a curated record